This is a messenger RNA of Staurois parvus, 408 nucleotides long. The record is from the annotation of a GenBank genome assembly. Lineage: Eukaryota; Metazoa; Chordata; Amphibia; Anura; Ranidae.
CUGUCUCCUGACCCACACGCAGCCGAGGGGGCUAGUACCUCGUCGUCAUCUGCCAGGCCCGUAAUCUGCCAUGGGCCCCCGUACCGACUCCUCAUGCUGCUGCCAGGCCUGUAAUCUGCCAUGGGCCCCUGUACCGCCUCCUCAUGCUGCUGCCAGGUCCAGAGUCUCUCAUGGGUCCCUGUACGGCCUCCCAUUGCUGCUGUCUCCAUCGCCACACUCUGCCAUGUGCCACUUUCAGGUCUCCUCACACUGCUGGUGUGUUCCAUUUUGUCAUAGGGUGCUGGCAGAUUACGGGCCUCCCAUUGCUGCUGCCAGGCCCGUAAUCUGCCAUGGGCCCCCGUACCGACUCUUCAUGCUGUGACAUUGCAUCAAGGUGGAAUUCAACCCUACAUAUGUUAACCGCCUUUA